AUGGGUGACAGCCACUACCUCUUCAUCCAUUGGUCGUGGAGCAACAGUAGCGGUGUGGGCGUGGCUGGGCGCCUUGGCCCCAUGACGACGGCAGAGCGCGCCAAGACAUGCGCAUGCACCCGAUGCCGAGCCAGACCGCGAGGCUCCCGGAAGUUCCCAGAGCCGGAAGCUGCCUGCGGCUCGGCUUCUCUAGCUGCUGCCUGCGGUGUGCAGCUCAAGGCUUUCGGCCUUGCGUACCCGUCGCUGGAGGCCCUUCAGUUAGAGAUGGAGCCCGUGAACAACCAAGCCAGGAUGGCCUUUGCUUGUUUGAGGCAGAACCUGGUCCAGAGACGUAGGACUCUUCUCGGUCACCGAAGGUCCAUCAUCCAGGGCAUCCCUGGCUUCUGGGCCAAAGCCAUUGUGAACCACCCCGAGAUGUUGGCCAUGAUCAGCGAUGAAGAUGAAGACUUGCUUAGCUACGUGAUCGACUUGGAGGUGGAGGAAAUCAGGCAUCCCAUUCACUGCUGCAAGAUCAUGAUGUUCUUUCGGGACAACCCGUACUUCCGGAAUAAAGUGAUUAUUAAGGAAUAUCUCAUUAAUGUCACCGGAUAUAGGGCAUCUCAUUCCACUCCAGUUCAGUGGUAUCAGGAUUAUGAACAUGAGGCUUAUAGCCGCAGGCACCACAACAGCAGUGUUAACUUCUUCUUCAACUGGUUUUCUGACCACAACUUUGCAGGAUCUAACAGGAUCGCUGAGAUCAUCUGUGAAGACCUAUGGCUCAAUCCCCUGCGGUACCACAUGAGGAUGCAGGUGCCUGGACAGGGAACCGAGAGGGCA
Messenger RNA from Cynocephalus volans (Philippine flying lemur), 816 nucleotides. RefSeq names its product testis-specific Y-encoded protein 9-like. NCBI's taxonomy places the organism in Eukaryota, Metazoa, Chordata, Mammalia, Dermoptera, Cynocephalidae. Gene Ontology annotation, biological process: nucleosome assembly. The transcript has 6 exons. The annotation marks the transcript as partial. The record is from RefSeq and is a predicted model, not a curated record. Gene Ontology annotation, molecular function: histone binding; chromatin binding. Gene Ontology annotation, cellular component: chromatin; nucleus.